UGCUGUAGUCUGAGUGCAGAGGGCGCGUGCGGAGCAGGUAGGCGUCACCACGUCGGACUUCCUGUAGAGAGGACACGUGGUUCCUGUCUGCCCGCCUUGAACAGGUUCCGGUCCUCUCCUCCUAUCCUCCCUAUCUCCUCUCCUCAUCUCCUCCCCUCUCCUCUCCUCACCGCUGCUAGCUAGCCUAGCCUAGCAUCAUCUCGACGCCCCCCCUCCUCCACUCCGCCGUCUCGUCUGGAGUGUGUGUGCUCGGCGUGUGUUGCAGUGUGUGCUCGUUGUGUUGCAGUGUGCGUGUGUGUGCAGUAGUGUGUGUCUGAAGUGUGUCCGUGUUGCAGUGUGUGUGUGCAGUGUGCUCGGUGUGUGUAGCUCCGUCUUUCCUCGGUCAUGACGCUGGAGGCGAUCCGCUACCGGUCCGGGUCUCUGCAGAUCCUGGACCAGCUGCUCCUCCCGCACCAGACCGUCUACACCGAGAUCCGCUCCGUGGACGACGCGUACCGGGCCAUCAAGGCGAUGAAGGUGCGGGGGGCCCCAGCCAUCGCCAUCGUGGGCUGCCUCAGCCUGGCGGUGGAGCUGCGGGCGGGCGCCGGCGGCGACGACCCCGUGACCUUCAUCAGAGAGUCUCUGUGUCACCUGACCUCGGCCCGGCCCACCGCCGUCAACAUGGGGAGGGCUGCCCGCGAGCUGAUGGAGCACGCAGAGAACGAGAGCAUGGAGAAGAACUCUGAGCAGCUCAGAGAGAGUGUGAUCACCUGGAUCGAGGAGAUGCUAGAGCGCGAUGUCAACGACAACAAGAAGAUCGGUAACUAUGGCGCCCAGCACAUCCUGUCGGGGGUCCCGAGAGACUCGGUCACCAUCCUGACGCACUGCAACACGGGCUCCCUCGCCACGGCGGGAUACGGCACGGCUCUGGGCGUGGUGCGCAGCCUCCACGCCCUGGGCCGUCUGAAGCGGCUGUACUGCACGGAGACGCGGCCGUACAACCAGGGCGCCCGUCUGACGGCGUACGAGGCAGUGGCCGAGGGGCUGCCCGCAACGCUCAUCACCGACAGCAUGGCCGCCCUGACCAUGAGGGAGAGGGGCAUCACAGCCGUGGUGGUGGGGGCCGACCGGGUGGUUGCCAACGGCGACACGGCCAACAAGGUGGGCACGUACCAGCUGGCCAUCACCGCUAAGCAUCAUGGGAUCCCCUUCUACGUGGCGGCGCCCAGCACGUCAUGUGACCUGAGCCUGGAGAGCGGGCGCGACGUGGUGAUCGAGGUGCGCCCCCCGGAGGAGAUGACCAGCAUCAACGGGGUGGCCAUCGCCGCACCAGGUAUCGAUGUGUGGAACCCCUCGUUUGACGUCACUCCCCACCAGCUCAUCACCGGAGGCAUCAUCACGGAGCUGGGCGUGUUCCUCCCCUCCGAGCUGCAGGCUGCGCUCACCGGCCGCCUCACCGCGCUCUAGAGCCACCACCGCCCCCUGCUGGCCGACAACUGCAACUGCCACUGAAAUGAAUCGUCCCAACUUUAACAGACACUUUGUCGUCGUACACACACACACUCACACACACUCACACUCACACACCGCUAUGGUUGGGCUGAGAUAUAAUUCAUUACACUGGUUUAGAAGAAAACUAAAAAAUAACAAAAAAACGUACUGUGUCAUGUCCAUGCACAAAGUUUUCUUACACGCAUCAAUCACACACCACACACCACACACACACACGCUGCAGGGAUUUCAGCAGACACACAAGUCCUUCAUUAAAUUUGUGUUCCUUUUUUCGGCCUGAUUUGUUCUCAUCUCUCUGUUGAUGUCGUCUCUUGUCCCGUCGGUCUGUGGACUCCAGGGCUCCAUCACCCAUCUGUCAGCGUCAGCCUCCUCACACCCACCUGCUCUCGGGACGGAGGAGUUCAGCCCAGAUUGGGAUCAGACCCGCCGGCUAAUUGCUGCCACCGACCUGUACAUAUAGAAGCUCCUUAGUCUGAAUAUAGUGCACACAAACUAAGACGCUGUGUUUAAAGGUAGCAGUCAGUCCGACCACAUAUCUGGUCGGAUCUAAAUUCACCCCAAACCGCAGAAUGUUAUAUUAACAUUGAAUUUUUGUUUUUCUCUAUGUAGAAACUUUUUGAAUUAUAAUCCGAGCUAAUUUACGGGCCAUAUUCCCUUUUAAUAGAUAAAUUGUGUAAUGUGAUGAUUAUAAUUUAAAAAAAAAACAUGCACACACACAAACGCACACACAUUCUCACCACUUUAACUUUGUGAGGAACAUGUAGUGAGGCUGUGAGGAACAUGAGGAACAUGUAGUGAGGCUGUGGGGAACAUGAGGAACAUGUAGUGAGGCUGUGGGGAACAUGAGGAACAUGUAGUGAGGAACAUGAGGAACAUGUAGUGAGGCUGUGGGGAACAUGAGGAACAUGUAGUGAGGCUGUGGGGAACAUGAGGAACAUGUAGUGAGGCUGUGGGGAACAUGAGGAACAUGUAGUGAGGCUGUGGGGAACAUGAGGAACAUGUAGUGAGGCUGUGGGGAACAUGAGGAACAUGUAGUGAGGAACAUGAGGAACAUGUAGUGAGGCUGUGGGGAACAUGAGGAACAUGUAGUGAGGCUGUGGGGAACAUGAGGAACAUGUAGUGAGGAACAUGAGGAACAUGUAGUGAGGCUGUGGGGAACAUGAGGAACAUGUAGUGAGGCUGUGGGGAACAUGAGGAACAUGUAGUGAGGCUGUGGGGAACAUGAGGACAUGUAGUGAGGAGGAGCAGCUCCUUAGAGCUCCUCCUCACUAAAAUGUUGUCAGCUCGUGUAUUUCUGUUUCUACCGGUUCAACUGUUGUAAUUAGUCUGAUCUUUGUAAAUUAGUUGCAAUGUUUUAUCAUUGUUUCUAUUCAUCUCUUUUAUUUAAUAAGGCAGUCAUGGAGCUCACCCUGGCGGGUUAUUUCUUUGGAGCUUCAUUUGGCGCAGGUUUGACUCUAGGCUUGCUCUUCAUCUUUAAAGGCUCAUUGUAGUGGGAGCCUGUCCUCCCCACUGGUCUGGUGCUUUAAACCAGUGGCCGUGUUUUCAUCUCUCAGAAGAGAACCUCUGUCUGGGUUCUACGUCUCCAACUGGGAUCAGAACGCGGGUCCAAAGAACGACUUCCUCUCUAAACAGAACAUGGGGAGGGAGCCAGGUCUCUGAUCCCCUCCCUGAAUGUCACCGGCCCCCUUCCCAGGGGCCCACCGGCCCCGUACUCAGGGGCCCGCUGCCACUGCCUUGCGCGCCCACGCCACCAGCAGGGUAACGCAGAUCACGGUGCUGCUGCAGUCCAUCGCUCUGGGAGCUAGCAUGCUAACACCAGGGACAUCCUGUUUUAAAGGGCGAUGAUUGUUGAAAGAAACUUACAAGAAGAAUGCCCUGUAUCGACAGGCAAUUAUGAAUUAAUGUCAAAGGCUUUCCACUGCUUCUACCGCACCAAACUUUCCCCUCGACCUUUAACCUUUGACCUCCAGUUCUGUCACUGCUGGCUCAUGUAAAUGCCACCUGCAUAUUGUGUUCUUUCUUUUUGUAUUCAGUGUUAUCCUGUGGGGGCUGGGGGGGGGGAACAUGUAGCAACUCUGUGUCCGCAGACCCUCAUUGGUCGAUGUGAAAGUGUCAAUCACGUCUUGUUUAUGAUCUGUUUAUUCUCAUUUGUGUAUUCACAAAGCGUUUAGUUCCUAGUAAUAAAGCUGUCACCAGUCA
Molecule: messenger RNA, 3690 nt
Organism: Gadus morhua (Atlantic cod)
Lineage: Eukaryota; Metazoa; Chordata; Actinopteri; Gadiformes; Gadidae
Gene: mri1
Product: methylthioribose-1-phosphate isomerase 1
Exons: 6
Coding region: 385-1446 (353 amino acids)
Molecular function (GO): S-methyl-5-thioribose-1-phosphate isomerase activity
Source: RefSeq, a predicted model, not a curated record